Molecule: messenger RNA, 1613 nt
Organism: Cryptococcus amylolentus CBS 6039
Lineage: Eukaryota; Fungi; Basidiomycota; Tremellomycetes; Tremellales; Cryptococcaceae
Exons: 2
Coding region: 262-1176 (304 amino acids)
Source: RefSeq, a predicted model, not a curated record
CUGCUACGUAGCACGCUUCUCUUUUCCUCCCAUGUGAAAUAGCAUUCUCUUUAAUACACUCCUUGUUCGCUCUCAACAGAACCAUGCGCCGAUCCACUUGCGCCACACGCCCUCGUGACAUCUACGAGCCUGAAAGCCCUCCACCACCUGUUUGAUCUCUUCUCCCCUGGCCCUCUCACCGUCCUGUCACCAGACCUCUGCCUAUCACCUUUGCCGGUAUCAACGGGCCUCAAUCGUCCGAUUCUGAUUCUGACGACUCCGAUGGUGAUGACGGUGCCUAACGAGAACAGGCCACGGUCUAUGGUAUUCGAAGCAUCGUAUGAUUUUGAGUCUGCGGCCAACCUUUUCCCAGUGGUGAUCUCUCUGUACGUCGAUCCGAAUGAGACUAACCCCCCCUAUUCGGUUGACGAGGCCAUCGGCGCCACUUGGGCCUCAAUUGUUCAUGACGACAAACAGGAAUCUCCCAUCCGUGUCUACCCGGUGGAAAUGGAAAGAUUCACGUCUUGGGCACAACCAGGCAGCGACGCGUACUACGGUAUGGUUCCGACCCAUCGUCCCCUCAUGAUCAGCGUCCAUGAUAUGGUGGAGUCCGAGCCCGUCAACAGGGAGUUCGUUGUCGAGGGCCGCUUGAUCAAGUGCUUCACCUCGCGCCUCGAAAACCUGCUCCCUCGCUCUGUGCAUCUCUAUCGACGCCUCCUCCCUCUAUUGUCUGCUCAGCCCCAGUCCGCCGCUGUUAUGGUGUUGAGGAAGAGCAAUGCAGUGGACGAUUUGGGGGGCCUGGAGGCCAUCGACCUAGCCUACAAGAGCACCGUGCUGUUGGGCGAUGGGCAUGAGGGGAUGUCAAUGAUCCUCAGGUCUUGGUUCAGAGACAUGGAGAACAAGCAGGUGGCUGCCUCCAGCGACAAGCCGGAGAACUUGGGUGCCGCCGCUUCCAAUGCUUUGCGUUUCCCCAAGAUGCUCAACCAGCUUUUCGAUCUAUCCAAUCUGGAUGUCGCGUUCACUAAGCAUCAAGUGGUCAUCUCGUCCGGUCUCAUUGGCGCAGCCCUCGGUGAAGAGGACAUGCGCUUCUUCAGCGACGAAGCCGAGCUUGCUCAUGAGCUGCCGCCGGUAGCGAUUGACUUGACUGGGACUAACGCAUUAUCUCCUCAUGAUGGACUACUACCAGGAGAUGACUGACACGCAGCGCGAGGUCAUCUGCAACUUCUAUAUUUUGUAUGUGCAUCCCAUAUGUGCAUCCCAUGACUCGAAUAUCAAAAUUUUGUUUCAUGGCUGACACCCAUUCACUCAUCAGGUGCAUGAAACCAAACAGCUCCCCCCAGCGACGAAAGUCUCAGAAGAGCCUCUGGAAGACCGCGGACGAGAGAGGUCAGAUCCAAUCACGCCGGCGUCUUAGGGUAGUAAUGAGGAUGUGAGUGGAACUCGACGCAUUGAGAGGUGGGAGGGUAGCGUAAGUGUAUAUUUUAGUAGCAGAUUGAAUAUUAUUGUACAGUGUCCGUUGCACACUAGUUCAUGCAGGUUCCUCUAGGCCCCAGGGCGCUCAUCUCCAUGUUUCGGACUGGGGUGUUUGAGUGUAGUGGCUUGGGUGGGCUGUGAAAUCAGUUGGCCGCUAGCGU